Hypoxylon trugodes is the source of this 1980-nucleotide messenger RNA. RefSeq lists its product as uncharacterized. Bases 295 to 1713 code for a protein of 472 amino acids. The transcript has 2 exons. Lineage: Eukaryota; Fungi; Ascomycota; Sordariomycetes; Xylariales; Hypoxylaceae. The record is from RefSeq and is a predicted model, not a curated record.
GCCACGUCGGGUCAUCACCUGUAGGGCAAGAGGAGUGGGUUACACAGACAGCCCUAUGCGUGCGCUGCAGCGUUCGUGAUUAGCCCCGACGACAAUGCUACGUGCACCGGAAUUGGAUCUUUUAAGCGAUGGAGGGGGAACAGCCUCGUCCUCAGCCACCAUUUGGGUAUUCUCGCUACGGAGGUACUAUCUACAUCCUCGCUGACGAUGGCGAGGGAUCGCGACUAUUACAAUGGCUUUGCAUCCGCGUCGAUCUCGAGCAUGUGGGCAUCUGAGACAGCAUGAUUCGGAACCAUGGAACGAAGCACACCUACUAUGGCGCUGCACAGCACGCUUGAGAUUCAGAGAGCUCAGGCCCGGGACCAGUAUGAUCGUUAUGAGAGUAAUAAGGAGGUUAUCACUUACCCUGACAGUGCUUAUCCCCAGUUAGCUCCCUUUGAAUUUGAAGAUGCAAAUGGGUAUUUUCCGGAGGUCGUCAAUGAUGAUGUGAGGGAACAACAGACUCCAAGUACCCCAUCGGUGCCUCAUGAUCAACAACCAACGGGUAUCAUUUGGGGUUUACCAAAACGCAGGUUCUACCUCGUUCUCGGAGUCGCCAUUUUGGCACUCCUCGGUGCUGUGGCCGGGGGAAUUGCCGGCGGUCUCGUAACGAAGCAACAAUACACCUCCCAGGAGUCAUCAAACAGCACUCCCACUCCCAAACCAAACCCAUACAACACCUCAACCAUCCAAUCCAUGGCCAACAUUCUCAGCACAUCCAGACUAACCUCCACCAACCGCACCGAUGCCAACGGGUACUUGCACCGCAUCAUAUUCUUCCAAGACACGCACAACGCCCUAAUAUCGCAGCACUGGGACUCCCAAAACACUACUUGGAGCACAAGUAACCUAACCCAUCUCAUGAGCGGCUCCACGACCCCGUUAAACCCACUCCCCGGCACCCCGCUCGCGAGCGCAGCGUCUACUUAUGCGAAUGCGAGUGAAGUACAUCUCUGGUUCUUAGUCCCGGAUAACUAUAUCAGCGCGACUUCUCUCCUGCAUCCAGAUCUCGCACCCGAAAACUGGGUAUAUGACGGCUUGGAUGGUACGCUGUUGGAAACAAGGGCUGGGAGCCAGAUUGCGGCCGCUUGGCAGAGGUGCGCUGGGGAUUGUGGGGGGGAUUGGGUUCUUGCGUAUCAGGACCCGGGGGGUGAUGUGAAUGUUGCGAAUUCUAGUGCUUGGGGACGGGCGACGAGCGUGGUGCAGAGGAAGAGUGUGGUGGGGAAUUCGAGUUUGGUUUUGUUGCCGCAGUUGGAUGGGACGGGGGUUAGUAGGGUGGAUUUGGUUUCUGAGACGGUUGGUGAGGGUGAGAGUGAGGGUGCGAUGCAGAAGAUGAAGUAUCAGGGGCAGUGGGAAGCUGAUGGUCUCCUAAUCGAGAAUUUACCACCACCGUCGAGUACCCUACAGUUCACCGGCACGCUGAUGAAUAACUUCACGGAGACUAUGUUCCUAGCUUUACUCCCGAACGGCACGGUUACGGCUCUGUGGUGGGGCGGACAUUUCACGUCGAUUCCGAGUAUCAAUUUCCGCGGCGGUCCGACGGUUAAUUUUACGGCGAUAUCGACGAGUGAGGAUGCGAUGUUUUAUGGUAUAUCGAAUGAUGAGGUCUUGCAGUAUGCGCCGGAUGAAAGUAAUUUGUUUAGUUUUGUGUACGUGGGGAGGGUGUAUCCGUGAGUAUCGAGAUGAAGUCAAAAGAAGUUGUUAGUGGUAGAAAAUGUUACGAUCGUCAUGCGAGGCGGGGUCUCUUUUAGGUACCUACCUAGGUACCUCAGGCAGUGUUAGGAGUGAGAUAUAGGGGGCUUAGAUACCUGGGUGGGCAAUUGUUAGAAGGGUUAGAAGUGCUAACUAGGAUAUGGGCGACCUCUAAAUUUCCCCGUGUUUUUUUUUUUUUUAUUUAAUGAAUUGAAUGAAUAAUAUCAGUAUUUUUAUUAAGAGACGGGC